AUGCGUCAUUUCGGCUCGAACUUCCUGGUUGUCUCAUUAUUUCUGGCUCAAGCACAUGGAUAUCAGUACCAGCCCCGUGACCUGUCAUCUACUGACACCGCUCUUCCCGCCACGGUCUCGGGAGUCUCCACUGGUUUUGUCUCCGGUCAGAAAGCCGUAACUGCUCAGUUGAAAGCGGAUGCUCACGCUGCCAUCCAGGAUUUCUCUGCUGCGAUCACAAGUGCAUCGGGAAACUCCACCACUCAAUCCUCAGCGGAAACCGCCCAACUGUUUACUACGAUUGUCAAAGGAGCAAUGGCCGCUCCUAUCAAUCAGAACAUUGGCUUAAGCGAUACUCCAUCACAAGACCGCCUGAAUUCAAUGGCUUCCACAAUUAACGCGACUCUAAACAGUAUUAACGACGCGGCAAACAGUAUCUUGAGUAAAUCUAAUGGAGCCUUGCACUAUCAGGAUCUGAAGGACUGCAUCGGGGGAAUGGUUCAGCAGGGUGGUCUCCAUGAUGGCGAAAGCUGCGUAAUGAACGGAAUGUCCAUCACCGGUGUUUCCAACAUUAUGACCAACGUUUUGAAAAACUUUGGUAACAAUGCCAUUCCACCCGCCGUUAUCCAUGAGACCACCAAAGCUCUCGAUCCAUCGUUCACAGCUAUUAUCCCAGGAGAGAAGACUUUCUACGAUUCAGUCAACAAUGCCAUCACAUCGGUGCAAGCCUCCGUCUCUGGUCAGCUGAUCGCUGCUCUCAACGACGCUCAGAACUGCUUUGAAACAGCUAUGAAGUCGGACGGGACAUACGAGCAAAAAAUGCAGUUGACCCAAGAAUGUAACCGCUCCCCCAAAGGAAAGUCCGUGUACAACGAUUUGAAAACAUUGUACUUAUCCGUCACCAACCAGUUCGUAGGCUACCUUCAACCCAACGUGAUUGACUCGGUCCACGACAUUGCUGAUCACUACUUGGACAAAAAUGACACAUCAUCAGACGAGGCUUAUUUCCGUCAAGCCGUCAGGAACACGACAUCCUCACUGGUGGCAUCCAAUGCCGGCAACCAAGUUACAUAUGCAUACAACUUAGCGGACUGCUUAGACAGUGUCAUUGGUACCACCGAUCCCCACGCCGCUUCGAACAUCGCCAACACCAAAGAUUGUUUAACGAAACCUGAUGGUGCACCAGCCUCGGUGAAGCAAAUUGUUUACGGGUACAUCCAACAAAUCUACGGAGUUUUGCCUCCUCAGCUAGCGGCCAAAAUCGAAGCCUCAGGUGUCGGAAAGCUGGAUCCAGCAGACCCACAGUACCAAUCGAAGGUCGCGGCUUUGCACGUCACUUUCGAGAAGACUGACGUCGGACCACAAUACGUGACUUGUUACGAAGCAUUUGUCGACUGUCUGUUCAACGAGAGGAAUGGUGCACUGGAGAAGCCUGGAAAUACUCAAUCCGUUUGUCUUCUGGGAGAUGCAUGCCAGAAGGCACCGGAUGGAAAAGAUAAUCUUGCGGUGCCCUUCGGUCGGAGGUCGCUCAAAUCUUCAUACGCAGAGCACUUGCUUCGCCGCCUCUCGAUGGUGCCUACUAAGACCACUACUCCCACCCAGAAAGCUAGGAUUGUCCGCAAAUACACCAUUACUUUGCCGCAUCGGAGUUAUUUACUCAAUAGUUUCCACUCCAAUUCGUCUUCGCUUUAA
This is a messenger RNA of Puccinia triticina, 1671 nucleotides long. RefSeq lists its product as uncharacterized. The transcript has 8 exons. The coding region runs from base 1 to 1671 and encodes 556 amino acids. The record is from RefSeq and is a predicted model, not a curated record. Lineage: Eukaryota; Fungi; Basidiomycota; Pucciniomycetes; Pucciniales; Pucciniaceae.